Molecule: messenger RNA, 777 nt
Organism: Colletotrichum graminicola M1.001
Lineage: Eukaryota; Fungi; Ascomycota; Sordariomycetes; Glomerellales; Glomerellaceae
Exons: 1
Coding region: 1-777 (258 amino acids)
Source: RefSeq, a predicted model, not a curated record
AUGUUCGCCCCUCCCAACGCCGGGCUGCCGCCUAGCUAUCAUUCCAUUGCCAACUCCUCCCUGAUGGGGAGUUUCAGCGACGAAGGGUUCGAUACUGCACCCCCCGAGUAUGACUGGGAAAUGGCCAUCGACGUAGAGAAUAUGGUAGAGGAGGAACAGCCCUCGACGCAGGUGACACCCCCUCCCCAGGAUCAACUCUCCGGACCCUCCCGGGAGCCCCCGCGACGUAAUCAUUACUACCGCGGUAUUAGCGCCGAGAUCAUGGCCGACUUUGACUUACCCAUACCGGCACCCAAGGCGACUCCGUCAGAGACAGAGACGGCGGCUUCGUUUGCCUUGUCUCAGCCGCGGCAAAGGGGCUAUCUCCUCCCCACGCCGGCGUCGAUUCUUGCCGACAUUGAUAUCGCGCCCUUCUCGCCGCAGAACACGGGGGACACUACUAGCACCGCCGCUAGCACGCCACCCAUUCAAUCGCCUGCUUCAAGGCCCAGGUCCAACUCGAGACUGGCCUCGUUGACCUCAAACAACCCGUAUAUGGCUCUCCUCGAGCAGAAGGAACAGGCCAUGACGGUCGCCUUUUUGCGCAGCCAGGACUCGGGUUCCGGAUCGCGCUCUGCUGAUCUCGGAGCUGAUGACUUCAGGUGGGCGAGUCCCCUCUGGUCUAGGACAAAAUCAGAUACGCUUUCCUCUUACAGAAUGCUUACUUUCGGAACUGUGACUAUCAAAUGCUUUCAUUCUCAGAGUUUUUGCGUUUCUGUGAAGGCUAAUAAGGAGUAG